AGAAGUGUGGAGGUAACCUCAGUAGUGGUAGCAGCAGCAGCAGCAGCAAAAAGAAGAAGUUAGUUUCACCUUCAUCAGUUAUUUCUUCUUUUCUGGGCCACUACUGCACUGCAUCGGGGACACAUCGCGGGGACCGUUAAUCAGUUGACCGUCGGACGGAAUAGAAGUCCUUUCCGAAGACAAUGCGGAAUUCGGGGAAAAAAUUGGUGCGAGUAAGCAAAUAGUGCGUUUCGUUCGGUGCGUUCUUAAGUGUUAAGUGUGUUGAAGGCUGCGGCAAUAUUGAAGAGUUCGAAGUUCGAACCGCGGCUGGCUGGCAACCGGAGGUGAAAUCGAUUCCUAUAGUGUAGUUUAUUAUUGUGUCCGUCCAAAAAUCUGGAACAAUCAUAGGCUGGGCCCUUCUACCAUUGUGCACAGUGAUUGUUAGUGCAGUCGAUAUAGAUAGCCCAACCAGCUAGCAGUGUUCUGCUCAUGGUCAUCUUUACCUUCGAGGUCGAACCAAAGAGUCCCCAAAAGCACCAUCAUCAUCAACAACAAUAACAGCAGUGGCAGCAGCAGCCGCAGCAACAACGACAGCAACAGAAAACCGAUUCUCUUAUCAUAUAGAGGCCCAGUUGCCACCGCCACCACCAGUAGUGGAGAGGAGGAUUGGUCCAAUAAUCUACCCGCCAGCCACAGCCGCCAGUUUCGGUGGUUUCGGUUCGGUUGAGAACAAUCAAAGGCACGCACACACGGCGGCCACGGCAGCAAACUCGAACCGAUCCCCGAUCCGAGGAGAAAGGGAUUUCGGUGUGUUUUUGCGUGUUUCUUCGAUCGGUUAAGGGAAAUAUGAGAAAUGCCGCUGAGGGCGGAUGAUUAAAUCAUCGACGACGACGACGACGACAACGAAAUCUUAGGAGUUGAAGGCAGCAGCAUCAUCAUCAUCAUCAUCAUCAUCGUCGGUGGAGUAGAUUACAAACCAUCAUAUUUGUGUUGUUUCUCAGCAACCCCUCGAAAGGAGUGACCCCCGGGGGAGCCGCCGUCCCUCCGGCAGCAGCAGCAACAGCAGCAGACAGGGGGAGACAGUUUGUUUAGUGUGCACGUGCCGCAUUGCGAUCGUGACUUUACCGACUGCACUUGUUUGACAACAGCAAACAACAACGACGGCACAGCGGAGAGCCGCUGAUUGAUUCUGGGAUUUAAAACGUGAUUAAUUGUUUUUGUCUUUUUUUUUUCGACCGCUCCGGUGUCACCCCGCUUAGGUUCGGUGCGGUGGUUUUGAUUAGUCAUUUAGCACUGUAAUCUCGUAUUUCGGCAAAAUUCUCGCCAACCUAGUGAACGACAUGGCUGCCCAGCCAGCUUGUACCCGGUUUUCGGAUAACUACGAAAUCAAGGAAGAGCUGGGAAAGGGUGCGUUCUCGAUCGUGAAACGAUGCGUGCAGAAAUCCACCGGAUUCGAGUUCGCUGCUAAGAUUAUCAACACAAAGAAGCUCACGUCGCGGGACUUUCAGAAGCUAGAACGGGAAGCACGGAUAUGCCGCAAACUGCAACACCCGAACAUCGUUAGACUGCAUGACAGUAUUCAGGAGGAGAAUUACCACUAUCUAGUGUUCGAUCUGGUGACCGGUGGAGAACUGUUCGAGGACAUCGUAGCACGUGAGUUCUAUUCAGAAGCGGAUGCGUCGCACUGUAUACAGCAGAUUCUGGAAUCGGUCAAUCACUGCCACCACAAUGGAGUUGUGCAUCGAGAUCUGAAGCCGGAGAACCUGCUGCUAGCGAGCAAGGCCAAAGGUGCUGCCGUGAAGCUGGCCGAUUUCGGUCUAGCGAUCGAGGUUCAGGGCGAUCAGCAGGCAUGGUUCGGAUUCGCCGGUACACCCGGUUACCUCUCGCCGGAGGUGCUGAAGAAGGAACCGUACGGCAAAGCCGUCGACAUCUGGGCCUGCGGCGUUAUCCUAUACAUUCUACUAGUUGGCUAUCCGCCGUUCUGGGAUGAAGAUCAGCACAGGCUGUACGUGCAGAUUAAGGCCGGUACUUACGAUUACCCGUCGCCCGAAUGGGACACGGUCACGCCGGAGGCGAAAAACCUAAUCAACCAAAUGUUAACAGUUAACCCCUACAAACGAAUCACCGCAGCCGAAGCGCUCAAGCAUCCCUGGAUCUGCCAGCGAGAACGCGUCGCCUCGGUGGUACACCGACAGGAGACUGUGGACUGCUUGAAGAAGUUCAACGCGCGGCGCAAGCUUAAAGGUGCUAUCCUAACUACGAUGCUUGCCACCAGAAACUUCUCCAGCAAGAGUAUGAUCGCCAAGAAGGGCGACGGCUCGCAGGUCAAGGAGUCGACCGAUUCGUCAAGCACCACCGUCGAGGAUGACGACUGCAAGGCACGCCGGCAGGAGAUCAUCAAGAUCACCGAGCAGCUGAUCGAAGCCAUCAACAAUGGCGACUUCGAAACGUACACCAAGAUCUGCGAUCCGCAUCUGACCUCGUUCGAGCCGGAAGCCCUCGGCAAUCUGAUCGAAGGCAUGGACUUCCACAAGUUCAACUUCGAGAAUGUGCUCGGCAAGAGCAACAAGGCCAUCAACACGACCAUCCUAAAUCCGCACGUGCACAUCUUCGGCGAGGACACGGCGUGCAUCGCGUACGUCCGGCUGACGCAGUACGUCGACAAGCAGGGUCACCCGCACACCGUGCAAACCGAGGAGACCCGGGUAUGGCACAAAAAGGACAACAAGUGGCAGAAUGUGCAUUUCCAUGGCAGCCGCAACGGCAGCUUCAGCCAGACGGCCACGCAGUACGACUUCGUGAAUCACAAGUAAACGUGCCGGCGGCGGCACCAAAAGCAUUAGCAGUAGCAGCAGCAGCAGCAGCAGCAGCAGCGGCAGCAACAGUAGCCGGAGCGACGGAAAAGCUCUCGUCAGCGCCGUCUCCCAAGCGGAUAGUUUUGUUUGAUUUAAAUUCUGAGAAGAAAAAAAAAGCAACUACAGAUUAUGCUUGUUCGUUAAAAAAAAACAGAAUAAAUUAUUGAAGAGGAAACUAGUUUAACGAUUCUAAUAUCACUGUAAAAGCAAACAAAAAAAAAAACAACGGAACGGAAAGCUAGAAAAUGAAUCAACCGUGUGGUGGACGCGAGUGAAGUGUCAAAAAAAGAAAAAAAGAAACCGGCGCAGAAAGUAGGCGGUGCUGAGAACGAUGCUUUAAAAAGAAAACGUAAAUCCCUCUCAAUCAACAACCGCGCAUAAGCAAAAGUGAAACCGCGUAAGCAAAAAUCAUAUUUUCGUAGAAAAAAAAACUAUUGAGGAAAUUUUAAAGGAAAGCUAACCGUUUACAAUAAUAACACAUACACAUACAACACAGUCAGUCACAGUCAUACAUUUUUGCCGAAAAUAGAACCUCGAUCUCUCGUAGAAUGCAUUGAAAGAGUAAGGAAAAAUCUUUAAGAAAAAAUUAAAUGCGAUUUUUUACAUGACUUAAGCAGGCACUGGACCGGCAUUAAUAGAUAGAUUGGUAAAACAGCCAUGUUUGAUAGUACAUCCAAUUGCAUUACUCAGUGAACAACAAACAGUUUCGUAUCUCUCCCGUUUUUUCCAACAAAAAAAAACAAAAUAUAUUUCUCAAGUUCUCUCUAUAAAUUCAUGUUUUAGAGUAUUUAACAAGCAACAGAAACCAAAACCAAUCAAGUGAAUGUAAUCAGUAAGAAACGAACACAAAAAAAAAACUUAAGAAAACGAAUCUUGCCCACUGCUGAAAAAGAACAACAACAACAAGAACAAAAUCCUAUUAAACGCAUAACUAUCGUUAGAGUGCUGUGCUAUUUGAGAAGAAUAAGAUCAAGUAGAAAUUUAGGAAACAAAAAAAAAUACAAAAGAAUAAAACCAAAACACGGAAAACGCUGCUGUUAGAGUGAGAAAGAGACUUAGAGACUUAACGCAAACAACAACACCCAUAACAAACACACAGAGAACACUCUGCCCGAUUCGCCGGGAUUGGUCCGGGAACGGCCCAUGGCAGGAACACGCGAGAGUAAGCCUAAACAAAAGGGAAAACACAGAACAGCAGCCAAAACAGAACACACAAGCAGAAGAACAAACAGAAAACUGAAGGGAAAAAGAAACCAAAACAAAAACAUCGCAUCUUACUCUACUCUACAUCGUCACCGUAUUAGAUAGAAAACGUUUAUAUAGUAUGUAUUUUAAACAAAAGAAAACAAAAGGGACAGGAAAAAACCAUAAAAAUCAUUAGAAAUUCUGCGCAGCGCAACGCAAAAAAAAACAUCUCUGCAAAACGAAGCAAAGCAAAGGUCGAGGAAUUGAUAUCCUCAUCCAAAAAAAAAAACUUACACUAUCUUACAUUAUCACUAAAACAGAACAAACUAACAAACAGAAAACAUUUAAAAAAAAGCAGCCAGGUGGUUGGUCGGUGAUUUGGUCGGUCGGUCAGUCAGUCGGUCGGUCGAUCGGUCGGUGACGGAGAUAAACUUGAUGAUGGUGAUGAUGGAGCAAAGCAAACUUUUUUGGCGAAGCAAGUUUCGCGCGUGGAAACACAGAAGACACAGAAAAGAAAAGCUGAUGGAUGGGAGCGCAACCUGCCCAACCUUGAUUGGAUUGGAACUAGCUGUAGCUGGAUGGUGGUCGUGACUGGAAGCCCCCCCCCCCUCCCGCUUCCGCCGGAAAUGGUGCUCCAAUGUUGUCUCUUAAGGUGUCGACAUCCCCGCCCCAUUGUUGUUGGUGACGGUCCUACGGUACGCAGUGGUGUGCUGUAUUACUUUUGUUGCGAAAAUCCUUCUGGCGGCGCAUCGAAUGGCCUUCCUACCCUGCCAGCCGGGCCAGGUUAACGGGGAGGGAAAAGUUUGCUGUUUGACCUUCACCGGGGAAAAAAAGAAACGAUUCACCCAGCCUACUACUAUAGUACACUAGUACUAGUGCGAAAGAACUGGUUUAGAAGCUGUGUGCGGGGGUCAGCUGAUUGACAUGAGAAUUCCAUUAACCGUCACGGUGUUUGGUGGAAAACCGGAAGAAGAAAAAAACAACGGGUUCCUAAACUAUACACCAAUCGUAAACCGGGGAAAUUAAAAUUAAUUGACCAGAAGAGGAUGGACAGCACUUGGGAAAGCUUAGAACAGCAGUUUAGAUAUGACAAAAAAAAGAAACGACAAUUGGAAGAUUCUACAAGAAUGCACUUUGAUGACAGUUGCUCUUUAACGACGCGAAGCGUCGUUGCCAGCGAAACGGAUAAACAACAACCGUUCAUCAUCGUCAUCUGCUUUGCUGCUUUUUGUGAUUGAACGAGAAAAAAAGGACAUGAGUUGUGUUGAAUUGUUGUUAAGUUUUCAAGUAACUCUUUCAGAUCAGUGUUAGCAAAAUAUGUUGUUUUUUUCCCCUGUAUACAGGUUUCACUCAGUUGUUUUGUCAGUUCAGAAUAAUUUGUUAGUAGUUUUUAGGUGGUAAGCUGGGAAAGGAGGAACCAACCAUCAGCAGAGAAGGUUGAGCUCGAAAAAUAGGACAAUGUAAGCGAAAUCCUCAAAGCAUAUGGAUCGGAAUAGAACAACGAUUCGCGGUAGAACGUACCGUCAGAGGCUGAUCGAUCGAAAUGUUAGCAGUUGUGUGUUGUGCCGACAGACCGAGUACGAUUCAUUAUAGUCAUUAUUUUGUUUGUGUUAUCAUGUUGAAUUAUUGCAUAUGAAGAAGGAGAAAGCAACCGUACGUGAGUGUGUAUAAGUUUGCCCGAAAGAGAUCGCCCCUAAUUGAAGACAAACAUAGAACAGGGCACAAACGUGCACACAUACAUGUACCUGUACAGAUACAUACAAUCAUACGAACACUUAACGAGGCAGACAUAAUUUGAAUUUUAAAUGACCACAGAGAAAGAGAGAGAGAAUGCUCCUCCGACCAAAUGAAGCUUGCACAUGCAUUUGACACCACACAGGCAGGUUAGGCAGGGUCCCCUCCAUGUCCAACGAACCAUCGAGCGCGGACUGUUCGAAUUCAGUUUAAAUUAUAAAUAAUGGAACGUCGUCGUUCGAUAAUCUUGAUUGAUGCUUUUCUACAACUGACGAGGAAAGGACUCACCUGGUCGCAGGCGGGUCGCUUGAUCCAUCCUGGAAAAUAAAUGAACUUUAUUUAAAAGCACUUGAUAGGAAGAAAUUCCAUCCCGGAUGGACUCACCUUUCUGGUGUCAAUUUACCGAGCAUCAAUCGGCGCUCGUUGGUACGUUCGCUCGAGACACCGUAGUUCCGUUUGUCACCGCCACCGAAAAAGCAGCUCCUGAAAAGUAGAAAAACGAGAAAACCAAUAACAAUCAGCAACAGUAUAGAAUGUGCCAAACGAUAAACGUCGUUAUUGUUUAAAUUUCUCCCCUUCUGAAUCCCGUCCAUAGUCGGUGCUCAUUCGCAAUUUGUUGUUACAUAAUAGACUCAAAUUCCUUAUAAUCCAAGAUCAAAAAAUAGCAUCAGUUUCUGCCAACAAAAGACAGUUGAAGCAAGACUGCGUCCAAACCGACCCAAUUACCUACGCAUGCACACAUACGGACAGACACACACACACACACAUACACUCACAUCAACUACACAACAAAAGGAAAAAAUCGAAAAAUAUAGCGCAAUCGCAUUUGUUAGGUUAUGUUUCGUUGCAAACGAGGAUGAGAGUUUUGUGAUUCUUUCGACGCGUUUUCACUAGAAACGAGAUGACUCUAUAUCUGACCAAGAAAAAAAAAACAAUGUUAGUUCAAUCUUAAUCGAGUGUUAGAUAACGAAGCCGGAGGCUGGAAGAGAUAUGUAAAACAUUGAACCACAUUAUUGCAUCGCAAAAUGCAAAACGUACAUACAUACAACAUAGAGUGUAGUGCAAAAAAAAACAAACAAAAAAUCAACAAAUAGCGCACCAUUCAACUUUCCAAUGUUCGCACUUUUCCCCCGUUUAAAUCGACUUUUUCCCCCCCAAAGCCGAAGUAAAACAAGCAAAAAAAGAAGCCCCUUAAAGCGUUAGAAAAAUCAACGGCAACCAACCAACCAAGCUGAAGUAAAAGCAAACGAUCUCUUAAUAUAUUACAUAUAGCAUACAUAUAUGAAUCUUUAAAUUCUUUAAUUUUUUGUCAUUGUACACGAGAUGGAAUCACUUGUUAUUAAAUGCAGUUGAAAACAAAAAGGGAAUGAAGAAAACUAUAAACAACCACCAAACGUAAACAAAGUAGGCGAAGCGACGGCUCAUUCUACUGACACGAACACACAUUCACACACACGCAAACAAACACCCAUUCAGUCACACUUUCUAUCUUUCACAAACACACACACACACACAGAUACGCCGCCAACAUCCAACAACGCAAACGCUAGUAUAGCCGCUCUUAAUUAUACUUAAGCAAAACAAAGCAAGCAGAUGUUUAUCGCAAAAGAUUAGCUCGAUAUACUACGAUUGAAGAACUCUUUUCUCUCCUUUGAAAAAAAAAACCCCUUUGAUGAUGAUCGAAUUGACGCUUGUGGAAGCAGUUGUGUAGUUGCAAAACAGAAGAAGGCAAAAAAAAGCAAAAACCCAGAUUGAAUUUAUUGACGAAUUAAGAAAAGGAAAGAAAAAAAACACACACACACACUUUAAAUCAAAUUUAAGCGAAAGUGGAAUCGUUAAGAAAGAAGAAAAAAAUAUAAACACAAAUUACAUCUAGCAUUUUUUUAUUUUUAAACGUGACCAUAUAUAAACAAAUAACAACACUAAAAAAGAAAAUAUUUAUAUGUAAAAGUGCGUGCAUUUGUAUUUGUAUUUUGUCUCUUUGAAUGAAAAUACUUAAAUAUAAUAAAGAAGAAAAAACAAACACACACACUCAGAUAGAAAUCAGAAUUAUGGAAGUUAGCUAUUUAAAUCAAGUGGCAAACUACUGUACGCGAUGGGAGUGAUUAGAGAAAUACCACACAAAAACAUACACCACAAACACAAACACAUACAUACUUACAACAACAACAAAAAAGUGGAACGAAACCAGCAAAAUCGGAAUCAACAAAAGAAAAACAAAAGCAAAGCCUACUACUACUACAACUACUACUAGAGAAAAGUAAAAAAAAGUAAAACUACUACUAAACAAGCAUACAAGCAAAAACCACACACAACCAUAUACCUUCUCUCUCUCAAUCGUCAUAGACAUACGAAUAUAAGAAAGUAAUAGCAAAAUAAAAACAUCAUGGUGCGAAUCGAAACUGUGGUAAAACAUUAACCCGCAACCGACAAGCACACACCCACACACACACCCACACACACACACACAAACAAAUACAUACAGACACGCCGACACUCAACAACAAAAAUGCGAGACAUACUACAUAUACUACUAUAGCGCAUAGUACGAUUAAAAUAGCAAUCAUUAAUGAACACCAUACCAACAGAAGGGACACUCAUGAACAUUAUUUUAGUAACGUAAAACCGACGGAAAGAAAGAAAAUCUCAAAUAACAACUUAGAGGGAGGACUCCUCCCUCACACAUACACACACAUACAUACGGACGGACGAACGGACAGCCCAGACACCCCCGAACACACACACGCAUACACACAAACACAGAAUACACAUAAUAUUAAAUUUAAUAUUAAAUUAUAUAUUAAACAUGAGAAACAAGAAAGUGAAGAAGCAGAAGAAGAAAAAAAAAACAAAGCAAAAAAAAAGCAAGAAAAUGCAGAAAAUAUUUAAGAGUAAAUUGUUUAAUCUAGUCUUCAAAGGUAAUUAAAACAUUAAAAGAAACGUAAAACAACAUUUAAAACAAAGCGAAGAAGAAGAAUAAGAAGAAGCGAGAGGAACGAAAGAAGAAAAAAUGUGGACGUGAAAAACCAGCGCCCAAGCAAGUAAGCAAGCAAGAAACGAAGGGUAAGAAACCACACAGAGGCAGACGCAGACAUGCAGACAGACACACACACACACACACACACACACACACACGCAUACACACACAAAA
Molecule: messenger RNA, 8904 nt
Organism: Sabethes cyaneus
Lineage: Eukaryota; Metazoa; Arthropoda; Insecta; Diptera; Culicidae
Gene: CaMKII
Product: calcium/calmodulin-dependent protein kinase type II alpha chain
Exons: 3
Coding region: 1320-2792 (490 amino acids)
Biological process (GO): protein phosphorylation
Cellular component (GO): cytoplasm; neuron projection
Molecular function (GO): calmodulin binding; calcium/calmodulin-dependent protein kinase activity; ATP binding
Source: RefSeq, a predicted model, not a curated record